Messenger RNA from Coprinopsis cinerea okayama7#130, 1359 nucleotides. Its product is annotated as other/CAMKK/ELM protein kinase. Lineage: Eukaryota; Fungi; Basidiomycota; Agaricomycetes; Agaricales; Psathyrellaceae. Gene Ontology annotation, biological process: mitotic DNA damage checkpoint signaling; protein phosphorylation. The transcript is spliced from 5 exons. The record is from RefSeq and is a predicted model, not a curated record. Gene Ontology annotation, molecular function: ATP binding; protein serine/threonine kinase activity. Gene Ontology annotation, cellular component: cytoplasm; nucleus. Bases 1 to 1359 code for a protein of 452 amino acids.
AUGGCCCAGGGUGGUGCCAUGGGAUACCAAACCCCUGACUCGUUACAACUCGAAACGACACAACCAUUAAUCUUCACUACACGCUUGCACACGCGGUCGAGUCGACGGAAGAAACUCAACCAAUACGUCAAAUGCGAGAGAAUAGGCAAAGGGAGACAUGGGGAGGUUUAUCUAUGUCGGGAUGGCCAUCGCGAAGUGGCGAUUAAAGCUGUCAAACGAAGCAAUCCCAAGGACAAGAUUAAGCUACUGAGGAAGACAUAUCAACAGCAGGAUGAAUCGGGACCGCAGAAGCGUCCCAAGUUGAGCAGCACGGAGAACAGCAUACGGAAAGAGAUUGCUGUCAUGAAGCAGUGUCGGCACCAUCCUAAUCUCGCGAUGCUGUACGAAGUCAUUGAUGAUCCAAAGGAGGAAAAGAUAUACCUUAUCAUGGAAUACCUAUCCGGAGGUCCUGUCGAAUGGUCGACCCAGGACGACAAGCCAUUAUUGACCUUGGCGCAGACGCGUCGCGUUAUGAGGGACGUCAUACUGGGUCUCGAAUUCAUGCACGCUAGGAACAUCCUGCAUCGAGAUAUCAAGCCCUCCAACAUCAUGUACACCGAAGACCGCCGGUCUGUCAAGCUGAUAGACUUUGGCGUGUCUCAUAUCAUUUACCCACCAGCCGACAAGAAACGAAAGCUGGACGCAGACGAAUGUGAAGCCUACGAGAGGUCUUUAUUCACCCGGUCUGACUUGUUGAAGCGAAUCGGGACCCCUUCAUUCCUAGCACCGGAAGUGGUGUGGUUCUCCGACACCCUUGACUUGUCGAGUUCCGCAUCCUACGACGUGACCCUGCCUACGUCUUUCGAGAGCCCGUCCGACACUGUGGUUGGAAGCACCUUCUCAAUGCCCAAAGUUCGCCCGCCGAUAACCAAAGCUGUGGAUAUCUGGGCUCUCGCAGUAACUUUCUAUUGCCUUCUUUUCGGACACACCCCAUUCACAGGCUCUUCUUCCUCUGAGAACGACAAUCCCCAUCACCAGGAGUUCAUGCUCUACCACCAAAUUUGCAACCAAGAUUGGACCAUUGACGACGUGAUGGGGGCCGAGCGGAUCCCAACUGGAGGUCGUAGACCAAGGGAUGCCACGAGUGAUGGAUACCUGGUGGUACAGUUGCUCGAAGGGAUGCUUCAAAAGGAUCCCAGAGAUCGCAUGCCCCUCUCGGAAGUGAAGAAGAAUCCAUUCAUCCUUCGGGAUGUAUACAAUGCAAAGGACUGGCUUCGCCUAACAGCCCAAGAGUCGACCGAGUCAGAGCCUUGCUACCAAUGGCUCAAGGUUGCCGCCCGAAAAUUCGUCAACUUGCUUUCGAAACAAGCUCGCUCAUGA